Messenger RNA from Ctenocephalides felis (cat flea), 1936 nucleotides. RefSeq lists its product as uncharacterized. Gene Ontology annotation, cellular component: nucleus. The record is from RefSeq and is a predicted model, not a curated record. Gene Ontology annotation, molecular function: DNA-binding transcription factor activity, RNA polymerase II-specific; sequence-specific DNA binding. Bases 1 to 1785 code for a protein of 594 amino acids. Lineage: Eukaryota; Metazoa; Arthropoda; Insecta; Siphonaptera; Pulicidae. Gene Ontology annotation, biological process: regulation of transcription by RNA polymerase II. The transcript has 6 exons.
AUGGACAAUCCAGCAUCAAGUAACGACAUAAUUAGAAGAAGAAGUAAUGGUAUUAAAAGUAACUUAGAAGGAUUAAAAGGAAUGGGAAGAAGAAGAGUGCAAAUGAUUGAUAACUUGCGCAAAAAGAAAAGAUACAGGGAAGUGAAAACCGAAGCACAGGACCAGGAAGCACGGAAGCAGAAGUAUGGUAAACAAAUUGUCGAUGUAAAUGUAUUUGCAAGCAAAAACAGCAGCUGCAAGCAGCCUGUCAAUGAGUCCGCUAUCGAGAUGCUACUCUGCAUCAUCGGUCGCGAGAUGAGAGCCCAAGGGUUGAUUUGUGCGGAAGAGAAAACCGAUCAACGAGUAACCGAUGACGAGCUCCAGCUGCAUCUCGGCGUGCUGCAGCAGCAUGCGGCGUUGAUCGGCGGCCCUAACGCCACGUCGUGCCCGAUAUGCCAUAAGUUAUUCUUGGGUGGUGAGGCAUUAAUGGAACAUAUGAAACAUACGCAUAAAGAUCCGAAUGCGUCCGGAGUAGCCACAAAGCGACGCACAGCAAACCACCCUUGCCCAGUGUGCGGCAAGCAUUAUGUCAAUGAAGGUUCGCUGAGGAAACAUCUAGCCUGCCAUCCCGAAACCUCACAGCUGAGUACAUCACUUAGGAUGUGGCCGUGUUCUGUUUGCCAGGCUGUCUUUACGCACGAGUCAGGUCUUUUAACACACAUGGAGCAUAUGCGGAUGGAUCCUAAACAUCAGUUCGCCGCGCAGUACGUACUGUCUCGAGCCGCAGCAGAGAGGCGAGAACGGGAAUCUCUUAUAGCGGCUGCAGUUUCAGCAUCUGGCUCCGGUUUAUUGGGAUUAGGGGGCGGAGGUGCAUCAAUGUGUGCAUCACCAUCAGCCCACUCCGACAGUUCCUCAGGUGGAGGCCGGCUUUCCUCAGCAGGCUCUGACCCGGGGGCGGUAGGAAUGCUCAAUAACAAUAACAACAAUUGCACAAGCAGCAAGCUCAGCGAUAUACUACGGGCAGGGAACAACGGACAUUUACACCAACAAUACGGUGUCGAAGAUCUGCACAAUGUCAAUCGUAUGGCCGUAAUGGCCGCAGCGGCAAACGUUGCAGGUGGUGUUGACUCAAGCACGGCAGCUGCUGUACAAGCUGCGGCAGCUAAUCUUGCCAUUGCAAUGCGAAUGAACGCUGCUUCAACAGUCAACAAUGGUGCUGUCGGUCCUUCAGGAACGCCUCCAGGAGGUGCAGAAGCUGCUAUGAUGACUGCGAUGCGAGCAUCCAUGGAUUCUAUGAGAAAUAGUAUGGUAGAACAAAUGCAUCCUCACGCACAUGUGCAUCAUCAGCAGCAUCAGCACCCGCACGCACACGCACAACCGUCACCCGAAGCCGCGGCGAUACGUAUGCAACAAGCUGAAGCUAUUCUGAGGCAACAAGCGGACGCGGCACUACGCCUCGCAGUCACGCAAGCUGCUGCAGCUGCUGUCAAUAAUGGUAAUGAGGCAGCACGAAACCAUAAUGGAGCAGCUUCUGGUGCCGGAACGUAUCACUUGCAGCAAACAGGAGGUGGUACAACUCCUGGUACUCAGGGAAAUCCAGCACAACAACCUACGCAACAACAAACGCAGCAACAGCAACAAGCCUCGCAACAGCAGCAAUUAUCACCAGAUUUAUCAGAAGCGUUGCGCCUACAAGAACAACGACUGGAGCAAGCGCUCCGCUUGCAUGGAGGUGACCCACGAGCGUUAGGAUUUUCCCUAAGUUCGCACGGACACACACCACAACAGCAUCAUUCGAAUCCAUGAAACUUCACGUAUUUCUGAGGUUUGGAGGAGGAGGGGAAUGAAGGUGUGUUUAUACCUAAUGCCGACUAGACUAAUAGAUAAUAGAGUUAUGUUGAUCACGGAUGAGUGAUAUUUAGAAUAGUUUUAUAUAUUUAAAUAUAUACAUACGUGC